AUGGCAAAGAUCGUGCCAGUUGAUGAGAGUGAAGCUACAGUAGAUGAUGCUAAAGUUGAGAAAAAGACUGAAGCUGAGGAAGAUAAGGCUGAUCAGACAUCUGAUGCUGAUAAAGAAAAGCCAAAGUCUGAGCAUGAAUUGGAAGAUGACGAGAAAGAUGAAAUCAUCAAAAGACUGGGAGCUCAACUUGCUGCUCUUAUGGCCAACUCAGAAAAAUCGACAGGAGAGAAGCACUUGAGAAUGUUAGAAGAGAGUAACAGUGAUGAUGAAAAAGUUAAAAAGAAAAAGAAGAAAAUUAAAACACCAGUCAGCAAUGAUGAUGAAGAAGUUCCAGUAAUCAAAAGGAAAGUGAAAGAAGUUCCAGCUUUCAAAGUUGAUGUAGAAGCUGACGCGAAAAAUAUUCCGGUGAUUUGUGAAAACUGUGAGAUCAUAAAAAAGAAAAACAGUGAAUUGAUUAAUAACAUGAACCGACUGAAAGAAUCAUACGAUGUUCUGAACAAAGCCAUGAAUAUGAUUUAUCCAACUGUGGAAGGCAUGAAGGCUUUUGAAGAGGACACUUCUGAAGAAAAGAAGAUAGACACAGGAGAAAAGACAUCUGAGAAAAAGAACUCUGAGAAGAAAACGUGUACUAAAGUGAAGAAUUCUGGUGUUGGAAAAGGAUGA
Helianthus annuus (common sunflower) is the source of this 663-nucleotide messenger RNA. Its product is annotated as DNA ligase 1-like. Lineage: Eukaryota; Viridiplantae; Streptophyta; Magnoliopsida; Asterales; Asteraceae. The transcript is spliced from 4 exons. Bases 1 to 663 code for a protein of 220 amino acids. The record is from RefSeq and is a predicted model, not a curated record.